AUGCGGAAAUCAAUCAUAUCGUGUCUCGCGACUUGUGCAGUCUCAGUGUUGGGCAAAUGCUACGAGCCCAGUCCCGCAUUCCCCGUGCCAUCAUGGACCAGCAACUUAGCCGCCAAGCUGAGACCGACCUUCGAUAUCAUCCAAGAGAGAAUCCAAGAAAUCGUCAGUGAAAGCAAAUACGACAACACAUCCUACUCCGUCGAGGUGACAUCGAGCACCGAGACGCUGUGGGGAAGCUGGCAUACGGCUCGCAACCAGAACGAGACCCGCCCGGGCACCCGACAUGUCGAUGCAUCCAGUCAGUACCGCAUUGCCAGUAUCACAAAGGUCUUCACCGUCCUCGCGAUCCUGCACCAGCAAAAGGCCGGCAAUCUGAGCCUCGAAGCUCCAGUAUCCCAGUACAUCUCCGCCUUGAACUCUCCCGACUACGAACUCCCCUGGAAGGACAUCACCCUCCGAGCCCUGGCGAGCCAACUCUCGGGCAUACCGCGAGAAUUCGCCCAGGGCGACAUCCUCAACCUCGUCGCAGACCCAACGACUCUCGGUCUGCCACCAGUUUCCCAAGAAAAUAAUCUCCCUGCCUGUGACGAAUACAACAAGUACAAACCCUGCAAUGCCAGCGAUCUCCUCUCCACCCUCAAGAACUUCUCCCCGCUCUUCGCGCCCAACCAGAAAUCCACCUACAGCAACGUCAACUUCGAACUCCUCGGCCUCGUCCUCGAAAACGUCACCGGGAUGCCCUACGAGGACUACAUCACCCACGCCAUCUUCCAACCCCUCAACAUGACCUCCUCCACCCUCACAACCCCUCCCUCCGACACCCACGCCGUCCUCCCCCUCGUGCCCCCAGAAGGCCUCUACAGCGAGGGAGGCAACUACUGGGACGUCGACGAGGGCAUCCAAGCCCCGACAGGCGGAAUCUACUCCUCGAGCACCGACAUGUCCGCCUUCCUGCGCUACAUCCUCACCCACUACAACGCCCUCGCCACGGGCGUCAACUUCCUCCUACCGCAGAGCUACGGAACCGGAAUCCACAACGCCUACGGCCUCCCCUUUGAGAUCUUCCGCACAGACACGCUGCUCCGCCCGUCCACCCGCCGCCCCGUCACGUUCGCCACGAAAUCCGGCGGCCUCCCGGGCUACUACUCCCUCAUCAGCCUCCUCGACGAAUACGCCCUCGGUUUCACGAUUUUGGUCGGAGGCGACGCCCCCCUCGUCCCGAGAAUCCAAUCCCUGCUCGCCGAACUCCUCGUCCCCGCGGCGGAGCAGGUCAUCUGGAAUUCCAUCGAUAAGACUUACACCGGCCACUAUCGUCCCGUUUCCCCUUCGCUAAACUCCUCCCUCUCCCUAAAAACCUCCCCCGCCAAGGGCCUCCACCUCUCCCACUUCAUCUCGAAUUCCACCGACGUCCUGCAAGCCCUAGGCGGCGAACUGGGCGCCGCGGCGGGCACUCCGUGGCACGCGCAACUCAUCCCGACACUGCUCUUCGAAGACGAGGAAAACCAGCAGGGCGAGAUCUGGCGCGUCACGGCCGUGAACGAGAGGACGGAGGAUGCGGAGGCCGGGGUGUGGGAUGAGCAUUGCGUGACGGAUGUCGAUGUGCUGCGGUAUGCGGGACAGCCGGUGACCAAGGUGGUGUUCUGGCAUGAAAAGGGCGUUGUGGAACUACCGGCGUUUCAGCUGACGUUGAGAAGAGUCCCGGAAGGAGAGGGAGAGGAGGGAUUGACGGUCCCAAAGGUGGAUCUGUGA
Messenger RNA from Lecanosticta acicola, 1749 nucleotides. NCBI's taxonomy places the organism in Eukaryota, Fungi, Ascomycota, Dothideomycetes, Mycosphaerellales, Mycosphaerellaceae. The record is from the annotation of a GenBank genome assembly.